This is a messenger RNA of Aspergillus calidoustus, 2331 nucleotides long. The record is from the annotation of a GenBank genome assembly. NCBI's taxonomy places the organism in Eukaryota, Fungi, Ascomycota, Eurotiomycetes, Eurotiales, Aspergillaceae.
AUGGCAUUCAACAUCAAAGCAUCUCAACCUUCUGUGAGCGAACGACGAGGCCACCAAUUAACCCCCUUACAGACGAACUUCAGCCGACCAACCUCUCAAGUGAUAAAUAUCGCAUCGCCGCGGGUACAGCGUCCAAGACCGACAGAUUACGACAAUGACCAGACAGAACGAGUUCCAUUGCAGCCUGCGCGUGUCAAGCGACAGUCAUCCCGGUCUAGUCUCCGGCACCUCUUCAGCCGCGAAAAAUCUGCUAGGAAAUCAACCGACGCUAAGCUUUCUGGCAUUGAAGAGGUUCAGGACCCGGUAAGCCAGGCUCCGGCUGGAUCAACCGCUCCAUUAUCGCCAAGAUCUUGUGAUACGCCGCGGGCAUCAGCCUCCAAUUUCCCGCCAGAAACACCUACCCAGUCAACAGAAUCUCGAGUCAAGCUGCAACAGACGCAUAGGUCGAGAACAACUGGUGAAGAGGAUUCUACCGUGGAAGAUGUGACAUGGAAGCCGCCACCACUCUUCAAGGCUUAUCCUCAAGGCCUGAAGCAUGCGACUCUCCCAGCCCCGGCCCUAUCAGGCGAUGCUAUUAUGCGCUUACAUGCCCCAUUCAAGGCAAAAGGGACAAGUCUCCAGGACGAUGAUCAACAAGUCGGCCAGCCAGCAAACGAAGAGCCUUCGGAAGAUUCUGUGGCGCGCAAGAAGAAGCUUGACAAGGAGAAGCAAAAGUACCUGCGUGCUCUGUCCGACAAUAUCGAGAAGACCGAAUGGACCCGCAAAGUGUAUAUUCUCGCCACGUCUGGAUAUAUCUUGCAAUACUCCGGCGAGGGCAAGCAUGACAGACUACCCGAAAGAAUGCUCCUCCUCGGACCCAAGUCUGUGGCAUUUGCUAGCGAUGCGAUUCCGGGCAAACAUUGGGUGCUGCAGGUAUCCCAGGGGUCCGAAGAGGAUAGUAGCACAAAUCCCCCUGAAACACCCCGGCCACUCUUCUCGCGCUUUGGGUUUCACAGAACCCACGCUCGGCGGUUAGCACGGAACUUCCUUCUUGUGUUCGAUGACCCGGAUGAAUUGAGCUCCUGGUUGCUGGCUGUGCGAGCGCAGAUUGAGUCACGCGGUGGGAAGAAAUAUGUUUCUGAAAAGGUGUUUGAUGAGGGUAUGGAGAGCCAACUACGGACGAAGCCUAGCAUGCGCCAAAUGGUGAAGAAGGAUCCAAACCGAAUCUCAACAGCCUUUCUCCAGCCACGGCAGUCAAUGGUCUUUGAAGACAAGGAUUCGAGUGUCGGUGAGCAAUCGCGUCGGAGUUCGUACUAUUCAGUCCACCGCCGGUCGAUGGCAAUGCACCCAACGCCAGGGUCUCGCUCAGGGUCAGUUUCCACGGCUCAAACAGAGGCGACCAACGGGGAGGAUUCAAUCCGCAUCCCACCUGCACUUGCGUCACCGCCACUACCUGAUAGCAGCGUCGUCUCAGAAACAGCCUCCUCCAUGACCGGGCCGGUCAGCCCUACGUUUUCGAGCCCCAAGAAGCGGCAGUCGAUGUUCCUACCCCAGUCAACGAAUUCGGAGGCUGCGGAGAUACCUCGCGCGCAGUCUACGGUACCUGAUGCUCAUUUUCGAAGCGCCUCACCCCCCGCGCCGAACUUUAGCGUGCCACUUUUCAGCAGGAGAUUCGCAGCGCGGCAGGAAGCCCAGCACGUUAAUCACUUGCCAUCUGUUUAUGGCGAUCAUCGGGAUGACACUUCGAUUGAUGCCGUCUCCAUGCUUUCUUCCCCUCCACAAUCUCCGGCCCGGGAAGUUUUUACAAGUAUGCAAAUGGAUCCCCGCGAUCAGCGGCAACCACUGGAUCGCCGUGACCAGGCGAAGAAACAGCUCCGCACUUCAAAUUCUGAGGAUACUCUUGUGAAUGCCAAUCACAAUCGGGACCGCAACCGUCUCCGGUACUCUCAUUUGCCGGAGCAUAUUACGAUGUUUCCGGGCCCUCCCCACUCUCAACGUCCGGCUGCUCCAGUCGCUCCGGGUGGUGUCAAGUCAAGACCAAUGACCGCUUCACGUCCAUCGAAACCCUCAAUCGCGGAGAAUACACCAAGCCGUCCUUCAUCCGUUGUCAUGUCACGACGUAAGAGUCUGAACGGUCUCACCAUCGGGCCUCCAUCUGCGCCUCCUCCGAAUUGUCCUCUGCCGAAGAUACCAUCUGCAUUCAUUAAGCCCUCACCACAAUCCUCAUGGCCUGACCACUCCCCGCCAAUGUCUCCUGUCGAAGACGCCGAGAGGAGAAUCGCCACUAUCACCCCAAUUGACGCUACGCAUAGCAAUCUCCCACAAGCUUUACGAAGCGCGACGUCCAAAUAA